Molecule: messenger RNA, 2447 nt
Organism: Scylla paramamosain (green mud crab)
Lineage: Eukaryota; Metazoa; Arthropoda; Malacostraca; Decapoda; Portunidae
Exons: 7
Coding region: 1114-1791 (225 amino acids)
Source: RefSeq, a predicted model, not a curated record
GCACAGUUGUGACAGUGAGGUUAAUCUGUUUGGCCCCAUGUGCGGAGCAUUAUCAAAUGAUAAACUCAUUUCCUGUCUUGAUAAGCCUUCAUUAUGUCAAAAGUUAAAUGCUUGGAAAAUUAUCUUACAUUCAUCAAACUUCACAAAGACUAAUUUAAUUUCACUAAAGGCUUUGUCAGGCCAGAUACAUUUCAGUUGUUCUUUCUGAUUAAGUGAUGAGGACAUGGGAAAUAUUUAAACUCAUUAAUUAUGACACACACACACACACACACACACACACACACACACACACACACACACACACACACACACACACACACACACACACACACACACUUACACAUAUCAGAAUGCUACACAAUUACACAUAUUAGAAUCUUAAGUGUUGUUGAUAGGUGUUUAUAAGUUACAUAAGGAAGUGUUUUUGUUUGAACUCCAAAAGUCGUUCUUUCUCAUGCUGCUACAUAACUUGAACAAUGUAAUGGACUAAAAGAUGGACUGAAGUAUUUUGUAUUCCAUUGAUCCAGGAAUAGCAUUCAGUACAGAAGUAUAGUCAUGCUACAGAGACAUACAGACAGACAGGCAACUGUGGAUUGUCUAAAGUUGUAAAGUGUAAAUGUUACAGGAAACUACAUCCUUUUUGUAAUCUGAUACAGUAACCUUGCUUCUCCAACACUCAGUAUCUGGACAGGGCUCUGUAUAGCUGGAUGUCAAAUUUUUUUCCAUCAAGUAGAUCACAAGCACCUGUGCAACCUUUCCUCACUGAAGAGUGAGCAAAGGGAAGAGAUGGAUACAUGUUCCUGUCAUGAAGCAGCAAUGCUUUGAGGCUCCUGCACAAGCUGCUGAUGAAGAGGUGCCACUCGUUGGGGUUCCAGGCAAUUCCAACUGCUUCAAACAGAUUGGUCACAUUGUGGCAAAAACAAAGCUCAUCUUGAUGAGUAAACAAGCUUGAAAAAUCCCAGUGAUGCUUUCUCUGACCUGAUAUUUUCACACUCUCUUCUAACAAAUUCCACUGCUUAAAUCUUGGACUUUGUGAGAUCAAGGACUCUGAGAUCUAUGACAUCAUUUUGGUUGGAGUAGUGAGGAUUUCUCUCCUCAGUUGGAGGAGUGGGUAUGGAGAACUCAGAGCAGUGUGGCACUGGUGCAAUGGAUGACAUAAGGUCUGGAUACAUGAUAGCAGUACCUUGGACAGGACGUGGCUAUUGGAAGACUGGAAGCAUGGACUGGACAAGGCUGAUGAUUGGACUGGUGUUUCUCCUCAAUCCAGUGCAUGGGAAUCAAACAGGUAAGAUUACUCCAAGCUGUGUUAGUCCUGACAUUUGCUCUGCUGAAGAUCUGAAAUUUACUUUCAACAAGGAUGAAACAAACAGCAACAAGUUAGUGAUGUGCCUGAUCAAAGAUGAAGUGUGUGAGGGUUGUUACACACUGAUGAAGAAAGAGUGUGAUUCAGGAUAUUGCUGGAAGAUAAUCUCCACCACUGAUGCACAGAAAAUUAAUUACACUGUUGGAAUCAUGGGAGGUGUGAUAGCAGUGCUGGUGGUGGUCAUGCUAGCGGCCAUAGUGGUGUACAUCUGUACAUCUAAACAACUUGAUCAGAAGAAUGGCCAUGAAACAGUAGAUUAUGUGAGACCUAUAAUACCAAGGCGUCCUUCACAUUCCUUGAAAGAUAAACAAGUGACACAGAAUGAGUAUGAUCCAGAUUAUGGCUAUAUACAAGGAAAUGAUCCAAAGUUUUGCCAAAUUAAAGAUCUUGAGAAUAGACAGGUUUUUCAGGGUAAAGUGAUAGCAUGAAAAGGAAGGGAAAAAUUUUCAUUGACAUUUUUUUCCCCUAUUAGAGUAAUAAGAAAAUUUUGAACAUCAAUUUGGCUAAUUUUCAUCAUAAAUUUGGCUUCCCUUAAAGAAAAUCUUUGUCUUAGUAACUAAAAAAAAAAAAAAAAUAUAUAUAUAUAUAUAUAUAUAUAUAUAUAUAUAUAUAUAUAUAUAUAUAUAUAUAUAUAUAUAUAUAUAUAUAUAUAUAUAUAUAUAUAUAUAUAUAACCUAGAAAUAAUGGAAUUGCCAAAAAAUCAUAGAGGAAAGUGUUAUAAAUAAUGUCAGAUAACAGUUGCCUUCAUCAGGUCACUGAGAGAAUCAUGAUGUAUUAUGUGAUGCAGGUGCUAUGGUGCAUUUUCCUUUGUAAUGUAUAAAUACUGCUAUAUCAUGAACCUCACAAAUGAUUAUUGUUUUUAAGCUAAGUAUAAAUAAAUAUCCUCAUACUGUUUGCCAUGGAGCUCCUGGAAGGAAUUAAGUUAAAUCAUGCACAGCAAUGUGUCAGGGCAAAACAUUUGUUCACUGACUUCAUAGGUAAUUAUUAUGUGUAGAAAAAAAUCAUAGUGCUGAAUUUAUAUUGCAAUAAAGAAUAAGAAAAAUAAAAUGUCCAGUGCUAAUCUUGUAGUUACUUAGAAAAUUGA